AUGGCAAAGAUCUUCAGUAAAGACGACGUUGCAUCGCAUGCUAAGGGCGACAGCCCUUGGAUCAUCAUCGAUGAGGAUGUCUACGAUGUAUCGAAGUUCCAAGACGAGCACCCUGGUGGAAAGAAGAUCCUCCAACGAGUCGCCGGAAAAGACGCCUCAAAGCAGUUUUGGAAAUACCACAACGAGGGAAUUUUGAAGAAGUACAAGGCUCAGCUACAGGUCGGAUCAUUGGACACGAAGAAGGUUGAGGCAUCAGCACCAACACCAGAACCCACACCGGCACCCGCGAAGGCCGAAUCAACACCCGCAGCCCCCUCGGAAUUCACACCGGCUGCCACCGCCUCGCCACAAGAUCCCUACGGAGAAUUGAUUCCGUUCGCCGAUCCCUCCUGGUACCAGGGCUACGCCUCCCCCUACUUUAAUGAAUCGCAUGCCGCGCUCCGCGAGGAAGUCCGCACAUGGGUCGAAGCCGAACUUGAGCCCUACGUGACAGAAUGGGACGAGGCGCGCGAAGUCCCCGCCCACAUCUACAAGCAGAUGGGAGAGCGCGGAUACUUGGCCGGUCUACUGGGCGUGCACUACCCAGUAAGCCACACCGAUAACCGAGUGAAGGCCGUCCCACCCGAGCGAUGGGAUCUCUUCCACGAGAUGCUAUUGAUGGAUGAGAUCUCUCGCGCCGGAAGCGGUGGACUGGUUUGGAACCUGGUUGGCGGGUACGGUAUUGGAUGCCCGCCGCUUGUGAAAUUCGGCAAGAAGCCUCUUGUCGACCGAAUCCUGCCCGGCAUCCUGGCUGGCGAUAAGAGGAUCUGCCUUGCUAUCACGGAGCCGGAUGCCGGCAGUGAUGUUGCGAAUCUAGGAUGCGAGGCUAAGCUCACCGAAGACGGAAAGCAUUACAUCGUCAAUGGAGAGAAGAAGUGGAUCACCAAUGGAAUCUACGCAGACUACUUCACGACCGCCGUGCGCACAGGCGAGGAUGGCAUGAACGGGCUCAGCGUGUUGCUCAUCGAGCGCGAAGCCGGCGGCGUCAGCACCCGCAAAAUGGACUGCCAGGGCGUGUGGUCGUCCGGCACGACGUACGUCACCUUCGAAGACGUGAAGGUUCCUGUCGAAAACUUGAUCGGCAAACACAACCAGGGCUUCAAGGUAAUCAUGACGAACUUCAACCACGAGCGCAUCGGCAUCGUCAUCCAGUGUGCGCGAUUCUCGCGCGUUUGCUACGAAGAAUCUAUGAAAUAUGCACACAAGCGCAAAACAUUCGGCAAGCGGCUCGUUGACCACCCGGUCAUCCGGAUGAAGCUUGCGAAUAUGGCGCGGCAAAUCGAGGCGACAUACAACUGGCUCGAGAAUAUGAUUUUCCAGUGCCAGUGUAUGGAGGAGACAGAGGCUAUGCUUAAGCUUGGCGGAGCCAUUGCUGGACUGAAGGCUCAGUCCACACAGUGCUUUGAGUAUUGUGCCAGAGAGGCGAGUCAGAUCUUUGGUGGAUUGAGUUAUAGUCGUGGUGGACAGGGUGCUAAGAUUGAGAGACUUUAUCGUGAUGUGCGCGCUUAUGCUAUUCCCGGUGGCAGUGAGGAGAUUAUGCUGGAUCUGAGUAUUCGGCAGAGCUUGAGGGUUCAUGGCAUGUUUGGUAUGAAGCUUUAG
Molecule: messenger RNA, 1638 nt
Organism: Penicillium soppii
Lineage: Eukaryota; Fungi; Ascomycota; Eurotiomycetes; Eurotiales; Aspergillaceae
Product: putative acyl-CoA dehydrogenase
Exons: 4
Coding region: 1-1638 (545 amino acids)
Molecular function (GO): flavin adenine dinucleotide binding; oxidoreductase activity, acting on the CH-CH group of donors
Source: RefSeq, a predicted model, not a curated record